Molecule: messenger RNA, 1214 nt
Organism: Macadamia integrifolia
Lineage: Eukaryota; Viridiplantae; Streptophyta; Magnoliopsida; Proteales; Proteaceae
Product: glutathione S-transferase T1-like
Exons: 7
Coding region: 181-930 (249 amino acids)
Source: RefSeq, a predicted model, not a curated record
GGUAAUCAAUAAGAUCAUAAGACGACGAAGUAUAGCAGUGACUCUGUAUCUCGUCUUCCGCAGUCUUCGCACUUAGCAGCUGACUUCUCAUUCUCACCAACUAAAGCGACAUUUCUUGCGCAUCCAAAUUUCAGCAGCACAAGUUGAAGUUGAGAGUUGAAACAGUAAAUUUGUGGAGAAAUGAAGCUCAAGGUCUAUGGCGAUCGAUUGUCCCAACCAACCCGUGCUGUUAUCAUCUUCUGCAAGCUGAAUGGAAUCGAUUUUGAGGAGAUUAGAAUCGACCUAUUGAAACGUCAACAUCUAUCACCUCAAUUUAGAGAAAUCAAUCCCAUGAAACAAGUUCCAGCAAUUGUUGAUGGAAAAUUUAAGCUGUUUGAAAGUCAUGCAAUUCUGCGCUACCUUGCUUGUGCAUUCCCGGGAGUUGCAGAUCAUUGGUACCCAGCUGAUCUUUUCACAAGAGCAAGGAUUAACUCAGUCUUGGAUUGGCAUCAUUCGAAUUUACGACGUGGCACAGUUACCUUGGUUUUUAACACUGUUUUGGGGUCUGCAUUUGGUCUUCCAUUGAACCCACAAGCAGCUGCCGAAGGUGAGAAAAUUUUGUCCUCGUCCUUAUCAACAAUUGAAUCGAUUUGGCUUGGAGAGAAUGGGAAGUUCCUACUGGGAAGCUCUCAACCAUCUAUUGCAGAUCUGAGUCUUGUUUGUGAAAUUAUGCAAUUGGAGCUAUUGGACGAGAAGUAUAUCAAUCGAUUAUUGGGUCCCCGCAAGAAAAUUCUGCAAUGGAUUGAGGAUACAAGAAAUGCAACGGCACCUCAUUUUGACGAACUAAACACUAUCUUAUUCAAAGCUAAAUCAAAGUUUCGGGGGCAGUCAAGUGGACAAAAAUAUGGGACCAAAUCAAGCAUAAAGGCGAUGUUAUCAUCAAAGAUGUGAGUAAUAAGCUUAUCUACCAGUCUGCAGGUAGACUGACUUUGGAUAUUGAAGUUCAAGUAGGUGUUGGAUUAUGUUUUCUUUUGAUCAUUAUUUUGGGUAUGCUGUCUUUUCGGUUAUUCGCAUGCUUCGAGCAGCUGGCUCAUGGACAAGGCCUGUCCGUUUAAUGCAUGUUGCCAAUGCAAGUUUUCAGGUUUAUGACUCAAGACAAUAUUGCUUAUAUUGUGUAGUCAAAUAUUCUGGUUCUGCUGUUUCUACUCUUUCGGGAAGGAAAAGGUUUUGAAUAA